This is a messenger RNA of Pogoniulus pusillus (Red-fronted tinkerbird), 920 nucleotides long. It is a transcript of the gene CIMAP3, whose product is annotated as ciliary microtubule associated protein 3. The record is from RefSeq and is a predicted model, not a curated record. Gene Ontology annotation, biological process: regulation of cell projection organization. Bases 30 to 557 code for a protein of 175 amino acids. NCBI's taxonomy places the organism in Eukaryota, Metazoa, Chordata, Aves, Piciformes, Lybiidae. Gene Ontology annotation, molecular function: cytoskeletal protein binding. The transcript has 5 exons.
UCCCAUUUGGGUCAUGCCAGGAGCGCAAAAUGUUCCCUCUGCAGCGUGGCACAUCCAGGCUGGCAGUGCAGCUGCCAGCCGUGGGGGGAGACCCCUGGCUUGGGCCAGCCUCUUACCUGGGUCAGGAGGAGAGCAGCCUUUGGUACUCGUGGGGAAGGAGACCCCUGAGCAAGAGAGGCUACGUGAUAGGAGCAAGGACAGCUCAGCGCUUCGCACCCCGGCUGCAGGUUGUGACUCCUGCCCCAGCAAGCUACCAACCCUUCUGGAACAGAGAGAGGAGAUUCCAGCCUGCCUUUGCUCCAUUUGCCACCAAGGCACCACGAUUCCCAGCCAAGCCUUCAGAGAAAGAACUAUUCCCUGGGCCUGGAACUUAUGAUGUGGGCAAACAACUGCACAAGAAAGUCACCUGGCCCAUGAAGUUUGGGUCUCCAGACUGGUCCUUAGUGCCAAUGCCAGCCAAGAGGAUGCUAAAGAUGGAGGUACAGAAGCUGACCAUAGACAGAGCAUUCAGGAAGAACCAGGACCGAGUUGCCUACCUGAGCCUCUACUACAGCUGAGCAGCUGAGGCUGCUGCCUCGCAGCCUCCUUCCCACAGGGCAGCUCAGGCUUUGCCUCCACUUCCCACUCCACUGCUCCCUCCCCAGGCUCUCCAAAUAAAACCCCUGCAAACCUGUUUCUUGCCUUUAAUUGUCCUCACCUGCUAGCACGACAGACAUCCAACUCUCCUGAGGGUGUUUGUGUGCCCUGGCACCUGUGCACUGCUGCCCUCAGCCCUGCUUCCAUCACCCACACUGAGCUGGCAGCCUUCUCCUUUGGGCUGCCAUGGACCCUGCACCUCACUGCCCUCCCUUCCUUGACACAGGAGGCUUCCCCCCAAAAAAAAACCAACCCUCCCCUCCCUGUCCAAAUAAAACCACUGC